Messenger RNA from Sceloporus undulatus (fence lizard), 6578 nucleotides. RefSeq names its product pleckstrin homology and RhoGEF domain containing G4B (gene PLEKHG4B). Lineage: Eukaryota; Metazoa; Chordata; Lepidosauria; Squamata; Phrynosomatidae. The coding region runs from base 438 to 5684 and encodes 1748 amino acids. Gene Ontology annotation, molecular function: guanyl-nucleotide exchange factor activity. The transcript is spliced from 25 exons. The record is from RefSeq and is a predicted model, not a curated record.
AGCCGAGGAGGAGGACGCAGAGGGAGCCCUCUCGCUUCCUCAGGAGCAGAGCCGCCAAAAGCGAUGGAGAAGGGGGCUUUCUCCACUCCAGAGCUCCCCUGCCUUGGCAGCCAAGCCCCCCAAUCCUGGGCAGAGGAAGUUACAUCAGUAUGCAUAAUAAAGCGAUAGGAGAGCAGUCCAGGCUGUUUGGAAGUGGACUCUUUCGUCUCUUUCUCACGGUCUGUUAAGUGUGCAACUGGCAGGGCAGAAAACUUCCUGAGAACAUCCAGGGAGUACAUGAAAUUCACACGCUAAAAGGGGUGAAGGGAAUCUGGCAGACGCGCCAAGAGAAGUUAUUAGAAGGGCAUGGACGUGCGUUACAGUCUGCAUUGUCUUGACACAGUUUAUUUUAUGGACUCGUAUUUUUGAACUGGAAUCUGAACAGAGGAGGUGUCAUUAUGAAUCACCAGGCUGCAGCUCCUACGACAAAAGGUGGUAAUUAUCUGAGCAUAAAGGAUUCUGAAUCUCUUGAUACCUAUAUCCAGAAUACACUUUCUUCUCUGUAUCCGCCUUUUGAGGCUACCGCUGCUACUGUUCUGUGGCAGCUUUUCAGCAUUGUUGAAAAAUUCUAUCACGGCGAUGGUCUCAGAUGUCUAAUUGAUUUCCUGGUUCCUGCCAAGAGACUCUUACAGUGUAUCCAACGGGAAACCUGUGACAAUUAUGCUGGCCUUAUUUUCUGCCAUGAAGGGUGGCCAUUGUGUAUUCAUGAGAAAGUCGUAGUACAAUUGGCAUCUCUCUGCAAAGUUCGUUUAAAACCAGGAGAUUUUUACUUCCAGAUUGUGCCAGUGGGAAAGCAGUCUGUCAGCUUAGUAUUAAAAUGUCUCUCCAGACAUGGACAUGGAAUAGAAGAGCUUCUUGUACCUGAGACCAUGUAUGGCUAUAUUUUCACAACACAGUUUUUGGAAAAUUUAAAUUGUCAAUGGAAUGGAAGUCCUUUGCAGAGCUGCUUGCUGACAACAGGCCCAGCUGUAUAUAGGACACCUUGGGAAAAUAUUGUGAAUCCUACUUUUGUUCCUAACACUGAAAAAGUUAUUCAAAGAUACACAAAUAAAUCUCUGCUUGACAAGUUAAGCAGCAGCCUUGAAGCUGAAAUCAUGACACAGACCAUGGAAAACAACAACUUCCAUGAGGCCCCUCCAUCUAAUGAUGCUUGCGCUACUGUGCUAGAGGUACCGUUUGCAAACAGCUGUAAAACUCAAGGCAAUGAUCAUUCUGGUCUUUGUGAUGGAGGUAGAAGCCAGGCUGAAAUACCAAGUUUAGAACUUCCAACUGAAAAUGUAAGAGAACAUGACAUAAAUUCAGUAGCACAUCCUGAGGAAUGCCAGCGUAUCGCUUCAGUGGUAGAGCAUGUUACUAAGGAACCGAGAAAGGGAUUUGACUUGACGUCUGAUUUUUUACAAGAAAAUGCAUCAAGUUCUCCACUAGCAAAAGGUUGUGUCACCAAAAGCAUAACUUUUGGCACAGACAUGAGCAGUUCGCAUCAAAAAGGGCAGGAGUCUUUGUAUUUCGAAAGAAAGCGCUUAUUUAGAAAGUCAUAUAUAGAAGCUUUGCAAAAUCCAAUGAAUCUAGGUUCUAGCUCUGAGGAAUCAAUUGCAGAAGAAGAACCUUCUAAACAUAUAAAGGACACAAGACACAUGGAUGAUGUUGAUGUUCAGCAUGAAAGCUCUUGGUCAGCAAGAUUUUCAAAAUGUGUGGAAACAAGAGAGGCCAUUAGAUUUUGUCAGCAUUCCCAGGCUUCUGAACAACUUCCUGUAUACCAUCAAAUUUCUCCAGAUGAAGAUUCCAGGUCAGGUUCAGGAAGAUCACUAUCAUUACAUAGAACACAUAAGAAUUCACCAAGUAAAGAUUAUAAUCUUGGUGAGUCCUCAGAUGGAGAAUUCAGUGCAAAUUCACCAAAAAUCAUAAAUGGCCAUUCUAUGAAGCUGGAGAACUUACACGAUUUCACCAGUACCAGAAACAAAAAGGAUGAAGAUCCAGAAGACUCCAAAAUUGAAUUUCUGAAUUAUAAAUCUAAUGUAAAUGCUGGCUGCCAUGAGAAUCAAUUGCUCUCUGCAGACCCAGAAGAUCCUGAGCAUUUGUUACCAAGCCAGUUGUGUGAAGUUAAUGAAGAAUUAUUGCAUUCUGGAGUAAUUUCUCUUUGUGGAAACAGGGAUCGUGGUGGAAGAGCAGUAGUGCAAGUCAGCAUGAGAAAUGAUGUCUGGUUACACAAGCAUUCCAGAGUCACUGAGCUCACACAACUUCUACUAUAUUUCUACAAUAUUCCUAGAAAGGAGGUUCGUGCUUUGGGGCUGCUUAUUUUGGUGGAUGCUCGCAAGCGUCAGAAUCUCUCUUUCCUUUUCAAAGCAUUGGCAACAUUACAGAGUGCUGUUCCUCAUUCCAUCCAUUGUGCUCUGAUAUUGACUGAUAAGGAGUCUGCUUUUAGACUUGACAAAGACAUUCAGUUUCAGUGUGAAGUUCUCACAUCACUGAAGGCAUUGCAUCGGUUCAUUGAUUGCACCCAACUGACAGCAGAGUAUGAUGGAACAUUCCCUUACAAUCAUAAUGACUGGAUAUGUUUCCGGAGGAAACUUGAGCCAUUUGUUACGAACUGCAGAGAGGCGAUUGUUUUUUUACAGCAUUCUGCAUGUUCGCUCAACAGUACUCUGAUACCAGCUUCUGCACAAGAGGUGAAAGAUUUAAUGGAUAAACACAAAACAAUGAUGAAACUUGUUUUGGAAGAUGAACUGUUGGUGACCGUAAGACUUGAAGGCGGUACAAUGCUUGCAAGGCUUAGGAAGGAGGAGUUCUGCAACACAGAAGAUUAUCGAGAUGCCAUGGAGGUAAUAACGAAGCUGUAUAAUCAAGUAGAUGAGGAAGUUCAUAGGCUGGUUUUGUUGUCUAAUAAACGCUUUCAACAACUAGAGACUCUCUUGGCAAUGAGAAAUUUUGAAGAAGGCUUUGAAGAGAUAAAAACCUGGUUUGAAAAUGAGAAAGAAAAAUAUCUUGGGCCUUUGAAUCAAGAAGAGCUUUCAUAUGAAUAUGUGAAAAGGAAGCAGGAAGAAUUCCUGGUUUACAAUGAAAAAGUGGUGCAAUACUCUCAGAGAGGACUACAAUUAAUAAGGGAGAAUUCUUCAUUAAAAUCUGAUGAAGAAUGUCAAGACUUUGAUAAGUAUCUGAGUAGCCUCAGCAUUCAAACACAGAAGAAGAAAGCUGAACUGGAGAAGAUGGUGAAGCUCUAUGAAUUUUAUGAAAAAGCUGACAAGUGGGUGGUUCAUUGCAAUGAAUAUCUUGAACAGCUUUCAGUGGAAGCAGAAUAUUCUCAAGCAACAGUUCAAUCUUUACAAAGUUACCACCAAGAAGCUAUGAAAAUAUCUUCAGAAAAUUUUCACAAAGUCAAUGAGGUUUUAAUUGGUCUUGAUAAGAGAGAGAGUGAAUUACAACAAUGGAAUACCUUAUUUCUCAAAUGUCAGCAAACCAAACAUCGGUUAGAAGAAGAGCUUUCAAAAGCAAUACAAGGAGGAACCAGCCAGGAUACUGGGCAAAAGAGCAACCAUAAUCUGGGAAGCAAAUCUAUUCAGCACAGCUGUUCUAGCCUUUGUUCUAGAAAUGCCGAUAACUUCUGGGAUAGUACACCACCCAACGCAUUUCAGCAUGGCAGCCUGCUAGUGGGUACAUCAUCUUUUUUAAGUCAGGAAAAUAUUCAAAACACAACACUUUGUACUCCACAUAAAACUGUUCUGCCACAAACACACACUCCACCAUUGGGCGAGUUUCAGAGGACUGCCCACAUUUCAGAAGAUUUGGACAACAUUUCAACCUGCUAUUCAGAACCAACCCAGACAUCUACAACCUGGCACAGGAAACACCCACUGAAGAAAAUCAUGAAGAAAACACAAAGCUUUGAGUUGGCCCGACAUGAGAGCAAGCACUAUGAACUGCAUCAUCAUGGAUAUACUGGGGUUUACAUCAGAGGACUAGAAGUUGCUAGUAAUGCCGUGGCAGAGAAGAGAAACACACAUCGGUCAAAUAUUAAAAGCCCUCUAACUAGUAAAAAACACAAUUUAGUAUCACCAUCAGGAAUCGACCACACAGAAGAUCAAGGAGAGAAGAAAAGCUGGGGGAGCAGUAAACUAAAUCACAUAAUGGACGAGAUGAUUACAACAGAAAGGGAAUAUGUCAGAUCCUUAGGCUAUAUCAUUGACAGCUAUUUUCCUGAAAUGGAAAGGGAUGACUUACCUCAAUAUUUACGAGGAAAGCGGAACAUCAUCUUUGGAAAUUUAGAAAAACUCUAUGACUUCCAUUGUCAGUAUUUCCUGAAAGAAUUGGAACACUGCAUAGAUUUUCCACUGCAUGUUAGCCACUGUUUCCUCAGACAUGAAGAAGAGUUUGGGAUGUAUGCCUUAUAUAGCAAGAACAAGCCCCAGUCAGACACUUUGCUUAUAAGCCAUGGAAAUGCCUUCUUUAAAAAUAAGCAACAGGAAUUGGGAGAUAAAAUGAAUUUGGCUUCUUACUUGCUGAAACCUAUACAGAGAAUGAGCAAAUAUGCACUCCUUUUGAAAGAUCUGAUCAAGGAAUGUUCAGCAGGACAAGAGCAAGAGCUUGAUGCUCUCUGUGCAGCUGAAGAAAUGGUCAGGUUUCAGCUUCGUCAUGGAAAUGAUUUGCUCGCAAUGGAUGCCAUCAAAGGAUGUGAUGUCAAUCUGAAAGAACAAGGGCAGCUGAGAUGUCAAGAUGAGUUUAUUGUUUACUGUGGCAGAAAGAAGUAUUUGAGGCAUGUCUUCCUUUUUGAAGAUCUCAUCUUGUUCAGUAAGACAAAAAAGAUUGACGGGGGAUACGACAUUUACAUGUACAAACAGUCAUUUAAGACAGCUGAGAUUGGAAUGACAGAGAAUGUUGGAGAUAGUGGAUUGAGAUUUGAAAUCUGGUUUCGAAGAAGAAGAAAAUCUCAGGACACCUACAUUCUUCAGGCCAACUCAACAGAAAUCAAGAGUGUAUGGACAGAUAUCAUAGGAAAGAUUCUUUGGAGACAAGCCUUGAGAAACAGAGAACUCCGAAUGCAAGAAAUGGUCUCUAUGGGCAUAGGGAAUAAACCAUUUAUGGAUAUCAAGCCCAGCGAUGCAGCUAUAAGUGAUCGAGCUAUAGACUUCAUCAUGAAGGGAGCAGAGUCAAGGACUCGUGCCUCAAUAGCUGUUUCUUCAUUUGACCACUCUACACCAUUUAAGAGGCCCCAUUCCACGAUCUCAAACAGCAGUACAUCUUCCUCCAGUAGCCAGUCGUCUUCUUCCAUCCUGGGAUCACUAAACCUGCAUGUAUAUUCUACUCCAUCUCCUUUUGCUUUAGUGGGGCCACCCAUCAACCACUGGUCAUAUGAUGUCAGAACCUGUAUUGAAGAAGAUGAAUUGGAACAGGAAGUUGGAAGUCAGCCCUCAGUGGAGAGUUCUGAGUCAUCCCAGGACACGUCAAGGGAGAGCACAAGCAGUUUCAGCAGCUCUGUCCUCUCUGAGUUCUCCCCAGUCCUUACCAAGACAUUUCGGGACGAAGGUUCAAAGCUUUCAUCAGAAUGCAGAUCUCCUUCUCUUUCAGAGAAAAAUCCCAGGUCAAAACCCAGUGGAGAAUAUAUCCUAGCUAACAAAACUUCACAUAUAUUAGGCCUCUCAACCAUGGUUUGACAGACAAUACUUUUCAGGCAAUAUAUGAUAAGGACUGCUGAAAUUUGAACCACGUAACACCAACAGCACUAUUUCCAGGUGACCUUCUUCUGUUCCUUCAAUAAUUAAAUGUAUGCGUAUUUGUAUAUAAUAAAUAUGGUUUCCCCACAUCCAUUUACUUUUUUGUAUAGAUGAUGAGAGUUAGAUGUUACUAUAUUUUUGAAAAUCCUGUAAAUCCGGAAAACUUUAUGUAUACAGAUUAAAAAUGUACAAAAUGUUUUGAACCUAUUUGUAAAUAUUUAUUCUCCUGUUUUGUAAAUGUUUCUUCAGUACAGAUUUUAAAAGAAAUUUCUGGUACAUUCUAGAAUAUGGGGAUUUUUCUAGAUGGUAAGCACUGAAAUAAACUUGUGUAACUAUUAGUAAGUUCUUAAACAUUUUCAGAGCCUCCCUCCAUAUAGGUAACAGAGCUUGUUUGUGCUUCAGCAUGUGACGGUUUUCUAAAUACCUCAUAAUCAAACCCGUUUGCUCUUGGUUGCAGACAGCACCUCACACUGAGCACAUCAUGACAAAGAUGUGUGAUCAUGUAACAUGGUGUCUGUUUCAGAGUUCAACUUGCUCAGAAACCUCCCCACUCCAAAAAAAAAAAAAAAAAAAAUGUCUAUCCCUGUGUGAAGAACAGACUUAAAAGCAAGAGGGAUGACUAAUUUUCCCCAAGAGUUAAGAAGAAGGCUUUUGAAUGCUAAAUGGGUUCUUACCUUUUCCUGUGCCUACUAAACACACUGAGUGAUAACUCAGUGAAUACAAUACAUCUUGGCCUUGCAUGGCUAUUGAAAAAAAACAACCCAGAAUUGUUCCCUUCAUAGAAUCAUAGAAUCACAGAGUUGGAAGAGACCACAAGGGCCAUCCAGUCCAACC